Messenger RNA from Helianthus annuus (common sunflower), 1194 nucleotides. Its product is annotated as cytosolic sulfotransferase 12. Gene Ontology annotation, biological process: sulfation. Gene Ontology annotation, molecular function: sulfotransferase activity. The transcript has a single exon. The coding region runs from base 23 to 1012 and encodes 329 amino acids. Lineage: Eukaryota; Viridiplantae; Streptophyta; Magnoliopsida; Asterales; Asteraceae. The record is from RefSeq and is a predicted model, not a curated record. Gene Ontology annotation, cellular component: cytoplasm.
UAAAAAAGAAAAACUGAUAUCUAUGGAGACAUCCCCCCUUCCUAAGCCAAAAUAUUUAAAAGAAGAUGGACUGAGUAAGGAAUGCGAGACCCUACUUUCCACUCUGCCCACUAAAAGUGGAUGGACUAUAGCUUUAUACAAUUAUCAAGGUCAUUGGCAUUAUGCUAGGCAAUUGCAAGGAGUCCUUUCAUGUCAAAAACACUUUCAAGCUCUACACAACGAUAUUCUUCUUGUCACCAUUCCUAAAUCAGGCACUACCUGGUUAAAAGCAAUCUUGUUCAGCCUAUUAAACCGUACUCGUUUCCAUCCAACCCAAGAUGACCACCCGUUACUAUCAAACAACCCACAUAUGCUCGUGCCUUUCUUGGAACGUUGGCUCUACAUGGAGGAAGAGAACCCAGAUCUUUCAUCGUUCGCAUCUCCAAGACUCUUUGCCUCUCAUUUACCGUAUGCAUCUUUACCAAAAUCCGUCCAGGAUUCAAAAUGCAAGAUUGUUUAUCUUUGUAGAAACCCUAAAGAUAUUUUUAUAUCUUUGUGGGCGUUCACAAACAAGUUGAGGCUCCAGGAAAUGGGGACUAAUUCAAUUGAAGAAGUUUUUGACAAAUUUUGUGAAGGGGUUACCUUGUAUGGACCGUUUUGGGAUCACAUGUUAGGUUAUUGGCGUGAAAGCUUGAAGAUUCGAGAAAAGAAUUAUUUUUUAACUUAUGAGGAGAUGAAAGAGCAACCUGAUCUUCAUUUGAGGAAACUAGCUGACUUUUUAGGGUGCCCAUUUUCUCCACAAGAAGAGAAAGAAAAUAUGGUUGGGGCUAUUUUGGAAAUUUGUAGCUUUAAAAUGAUGAGUAAUCUAAAAGUCAACAAGGAAGGGAAGCUUUCAUAUUCCGAAGUAAAUAACAAUACAUUUUUUCGUAAUGGUGAAGUUGGUGACUGGAAAAACUAUCUGACCACCGAAAUGGUAGAGCGCCUUGACAAGAUUUGUGAAGAAAAGUGCGACGGUUCAGGGUUAAAGUUUUAGUUCCCUUUUGUUUGUGUUCUUUUUGUUCUUGAAUAAGCUGUUUGCAUAAGUAGUCUGUUGGAAAAAUUGGUGAAAGUGUUUUCUUCCCCAAGUGGAAAAUGUGGUUUCCACUAGCUUUGUAGACAAAUAGUUAUAUGUAGUUGUGACUAACAUAAUUAUUAUUUAAGGGGUUUGUGUUUUAA